AUGCAGUGACACAUCACACCGCCAGAGAGAGGCAAUGAGCCAUGUACGCGAGUAAAACUAGAGAGUAAAUAGUUCUUGGCCAAUCAGCAGAGUUAUUUCUAUGGCCAAUCGGAGCCCAGGGCUCCAUAUUAAACCGAUGUUUAGAUCAACAACACAUCUUUGCUGCUUCUAACUUAAGUCGAGGAAAGUUAAAUAUGGCUGCAAAACUUGAGGAUUUAAAAAAGUUAAAAGUCCCGGAGUUAAAAUCUCGACUGAAGAAACUAGGUUUGGACAGUAAAGGACUUAAGGUUGAGCUGGUAGGUAGACUAUGGUCAGCGGUAGACGGUGGACUCGAGUCAAAAGUGAGAAGUGACACUACAGCACAUCCUCACGUAACGAUAUCGACACAAGAAGAAACAGUUUAUCGACCGACACAAUCCCGCAGAGAGUACGCAGAGAGAGCCACGCAGACAGACCCUGCCUUCAGUGGACUGACUGUAACUCCAGACCCUUUGGAUUCAGGACCAGGAUCUGGGCCAUGGGACCAGGAGCAGCAGAAACCACAGGACAAGGAAGAGUCCAUGGUUGAGGAUGAGAAGGCUGCGACAAGAGAUAUAUUGGAGAUGGGAAAGGGAAGAGCCUUUUACGAGUUCAAAGAAGAAAUAAAAUAUAAAAGAUCCAAGUUGCCCCUUAUACUAGUGACAGAAGAGCCUGUGGAGGAAGAUCGAAACAUCGUUAAAAUUGAUUUAUACAAUAGUGACCUUCACUUUGAAGUUGAUCCUGAUGGGGCUGGUGGUCAUCCACAGUUUUGGGACCGCUUUCCUCUGCUCUGGUCUGGCUGCAGGCUUACCCAUGGAGUUAAACAGAACCGAGUGGGUUUUGAAGUGAAGCUGGAGAGGCUCCCGACCUCACAACCACAAGAGCAACAUAAUGAUGAAAUGGAGUCUUUUGGCCUAAGAAUUGGAUGGUCAGUGGCCAGUACCUCCUUAUUGCUUGGUAAAGACUAUUUAUCAUUUGCCUAUGAUGGGCGGGGCAAAAAGGUUUCCCAUGGAAAAGAAGAGAACUAUGGGGAGCCCUUGUCUGUGGGAGAUAUAGUUGGUUGCUAUGCUUCCUUUUCAUCAGGUGGUGCUGUUGAACUCUCCUUUCAUAAAAAUGGAUUGUUUUUGGGCAUUGCAUAUUCGCUUGAUGCAUCAGCACUGCAGGGACAACCUCUGUUCCCACAUGCUCUCUGUAGAAGCUGUUCUAUUCGGUUUCUUCUUGAUCCUAUGGCUGGUGCAUGGUACCCUUCUCCUCCAGGGUUUACGUCGCUAAUAGCACUGUCUGAUGAGCAAAAGAUUUGUGCUGUCUCUGCACCUCAGUCUAAAUCGCAGUGCGAGGUGAUUGUAAUGGUUGGUUUCCCUGGUUCUGGAAAAACCCACUGGGCCAAGAACCACAUAAAGCAACAUCCAGAAAAGCAAUACAGGCUGUUGAGUACAGAGGAGCUGCUUGCAUGUAUGAUUACAGGUGUACAAAGGGAUACCAUGCUUCAGCAAGCUUCCCAGUGUCUUACUGAAUUAAUCAAACUUGCUGCUAAAAGGCCAGGCAACUACAUCCUCGACCAGUGUAACAUUCUCUUCUCUGCACGUCAUUACAAGUUGCAGCUAUUUGUGGGUUUCAGACGAAAAGUGAUGGUCAUUUUCCCCUCAAAAGAGGAAUGGAAAAAACGUCUUUCACAGCGUCAACUAAAAGGAGAGCAAAUCCCUCAAAAUGCUUUCCUUAAAUUGCAAGUCAGCUGCACUCUUCCAGAGCAAGCUGAUCUUAUAGAAGAACUACACUAUAUAGAGUUAUCACAGCCACAAGCACAGACAAUGUUGCAGGAAUAUAAAGAUGAGGCACGCAAACUGUUGCCCCCUGCCCCCAAAAAUGACGAGAGGAAACGACAGCGUUUCAAGAAAAGGCCAUAUCCUCAAUGUCAAAAAUCAUUUCAUAAGACUAGAAGCAUGUGUCAAAAUGGUUGGACCCAUCUGCAUUCAUGGAGCCAGCAACAGCAAUUUUGGCCUGCUUCCUGUCUUCAAGGGUACUACUAUAACAGCAGUUAAAAGGGCUGCUAGUGAGAAAUUGAUCUGCAGCAUUUGUCAAAACAAUAACAAGUGACAGGUUUGGGACUUGGAUCUUUAUGUUCACAGACAAUACCCUACUUGCUAGUAUCAGCAAUUUUAACAUUCAAGACUGCUUUUGUUUUGUUGAAAAUUUAGCAUUUUAUUAUUACAUAUUUUUGCAUUUUGUGUAUUUGCACAAAAAAUAUAAUUUCUCAAGAUUACACAAUGUUGCUCAAGAAAUAAAACAAUAUGGGCCUUAA
Messenger RNA from Boleophthalmus pectinirostris (great blue-spotted mudskipper), 2317 nucleotides. Its product is annotated as heterogeneous nuclear ribonucleoprotein U-like protein 2. The record is from RefSeq and is a predicted model, not a curated record. The transcript is spliced from 11 exons. Gene Ontology annotation, cellular component: membrane. Gene Ontology annotation, molecular function: protein binding. Lineage: Eukaryota; Metazoa; Chordata; Actinopteri; Gobiiformes; Gobiidae. Bases 195 to 2057 code for a protein of 620 amino acids.